Molecule: messenger RNA, 243 nt
Organism: Leptosia nina
Lineage: Eukaryota; Metazoa; Arthropoda; Insecta; Lepidoptera; Pieridae
Source: the annotation of a GenBank genome assembly
AUGUUAACAUCAGACAUGCAGGUUCCGGCCGCUGGGGAGCGUCAUAGGGGAAACAAAUUGGAUUUAGGUUCAACGCGUGCCAGUCUGGUCUGCGCCUAUGCUAUGCAAAGGGGUUGGCGAACAUUUAAUUUGAAUCGCGAGGCUUUCGGUAGACGUAAACAAGUAGUUUGUUGUACUGUACCUAUCAUCAUCCUGCUGGUUGCUAUGACUACCAGCACAAAAUAUACAUAUCGCAAGAGAUAA